Molecule: messenger RNA, 2541 nt
Organism: Patiria miniata (bat star)
Lineage: Eukaryota; Metazoa; Echinodermata; Asteroidea; Valvatida; Asterinidae
Product: semaphorin-5B-like
Exons: 17
Coding region: 238-2280 (680 amino acids)
Biological process (GO): positive regulation of cell migration; negative chemotaxis; axon guidance
Molecular function (GO): chemorepellent activity; semaphorin receptor binding
Source: RefSeq, a predicted model, not a curated record
UCGUGUAUGCCUACACAUACUUCUAUAUGUUCCGGGUAUGGCGAGGAUCACUAUUUCCUAUGUCACACAUGUACGGGGCGAUUUAACACAGGGACUGUGACCGUACUUGUUUACUUUUGCUGAUAAUCAUUCGAAAUCGUGAUUCGAAACCUGUGGAAGAAGUACUUCCAGGUGUGAGUGACCAUCAUUCACUUGUAGUGCACAUCUAGCUGUCUGCCUGGCUCCAUUGUCGACAUCAUGUCAACUGCCCGCUGCGUAUCUUGGCUGGUACUCGGCAUUCUUCUCGUCUGCCUGGUACCCGCUUGUUACUCCCAGAACGAGGAAGUUCUGCGUAAAAUCCAACGGCCCUAUCCGAAAAGCUUCAACUGGAAAGAUGUAUCUGGUUCAAUCAUGACGCAUGGACCCAAUGCUUCAGUCAUCGACGGCAAGUACUACCGCACGCUGGAAUUGAUCAAUGAUCAACUCUUCGUGGGGGGUAAAGCUCAACUGUUUUCCGUCAACCCUGCAAACCUAGAAAUGCUUAAUAACGUAUCCAUUCCGACCAAUGGAGGCUAUUCGUGCCAUGAUCAUUGUGAUAACUACAUUCGCGUGAUUCAACCUCUCCCUAACGGUGCAUUGUUGGAGUGCGGCACGAACAAUAGAAACCCCUACUGUCAACAGAGAUCCAUUGGAGACCUGUUUGUUGGAACCAACCUGGAAUUUUCGGCUGGGUCGUUGUACAGACCAGCUAUCGUCAAAUCGGUGCUGCAGAAUGACUCCUCCCAGAAUGUAGUUGGUGUUGAGGUGCAACUAAGGACUAAAGAUGAUGAAAGUGUAUUGUCGACGCAUGGGGAACGGCCGCAUCCACAGUUCGUAGGAGAUCCCAUCAGCUACAAUGGACGAGUCUAUUUCUUUUUCCGCGAGAUUGCAGUGGAGUUUAUCUCUGAGAGUCUCGUGUUUUCGAGAGUUGCCGUAGUGUGUCAGAAUGAUACAGGGGGUGGUCCAUUCAGCGAAUUAAACGAGCACAACAUAGUCACCUUUGUGAAAGCCCGACUAACCUGCUCUAUCGACGGAGCCAUUCCCUACCAUUACAACGAAAUACAGGACAUUUACCAGUCAACUGAUGAUACCAACGUAGUUUUUGCAAUUUUUGCCACGCGAGCACCUGUCGUGGCAAGUUCUGCAGUUUGCGCCUACCGUUUGGAUGAGAUUGAGGCACUGUUUCUGAACACCGAGAAUAAGUUUACGUUUCAGGAGAAUGAUGGCGAGAUUUGGAAGGACGUAGUCACGGACCCCAUCACUCCAAGACUAGUAACGUGUCAAAACACUGACAGUGUUGAUUUCAUUCGGGCGAGAGAUAUAUUGGAACGAGGUCAAAUAAUGUCGGUGUCGGCUGAGAACAAGCUGCACUACGAGACGCCAGGGGGCGCUCAAAGCAACCCUCUGUUGGUGAUAGACGGGGAACGUUUCUCACAGAUCGUCGUUGAUGAAAACGUCGUCAAUUCCAUAGAUGUCAUGUUCAUCGGAACGGAGAAUGGGACUGUACUGAAGGCGUAUUUGAACGCGAACCGAUCCGUAGCGAAAGUCGUGGAGGAGAUUAGCCUGAAUACAGACGGUCGCAAAACCCCGGUGUUGACUAUGCUGCUGAGUGACUCCGAUCAAGCCGUUUUUGUCGGCACCGACAUUGGCGUCUACAAGGUACCAUUCCAACACUGCCAGGAUUUCGCCUCGCGUGUUGACUGUUUAGUCAUUGAAGAUCCGUACUGCAGUUGGAACGGUAGUUCGUGUGUCAACUCCGACGAGGGGGAGCAGGACUUGGAGACAGGAGCUGACAACACCGUUGCUCCAAGCAUCACAGUACACCGGGCUCCCAAAAGUCAAAAAAGGUACCUGAACAUCAACGACAGGCCGAUCAACCUGUAUCUUUUCGCCGAGACUCCUACGGGUCAAAACCUUCGCGUGGUCAACAACGAAGUCCCGUGCCCACCGUGCGCCAGCCUGCCGUAUGCCGAGUAUCGAGCCGCCAGCGCCGGCAAAGAGUUCCUGUCGUUGGUCAUCAACGGAUCGAAUUCCAUGGAGACUAUGAACUGCUCCUGUACAGUCGCCCUGGCCGUAGACGGAGGCUACACCGAGUCGUUCAAUUUCACUCUCACUACGGAUGACUCAAAUGAAGCCCAGGUAAACGAACUGGAAGAUUCCGACGAGAUAAGACGAUAUCAAAGCAAACUGCAAGACUGGAAAAACAAAGUGGGUGAGUCGUGUGGACUAGAUGACGUACAAUCGUGCCAAGCACGACCGUAACCAUGCCACACUGAGUUACGUCACAGCGUUCCCGUUGACUGAUUGGAUUUGCCCCAAUCACGUGACACGGAAGCUCUUUUUUAAGUCUCUCGAAGAAUUGCACUGCUCUAAAACGAUAUGUUUGAAUUUGUGUGGCCGUGGUUAACAUCGGCAUUUAUUUUGUCUUUUGUAAAUAUGUUUUUGUUUUCUAAAUAAAUGUUGCUACUUCAUGCCUUUUAAAGGUCCUUACACUGAACAAUUGCCUGGGUUAAUUUUCCAAAG